Molecule: messenger RNA, 897 nt
Organism: Mesocricetus auratus (golden hamster)
Lineage: Eukaryota; Metazoa; Chordata; Mammalia; Rodentia; Cricetidae
Gene: Park7
Product: Parkinsonism associated deglycase
Exons: 7
Coding region: 173-742 (189 amino acids)
Biological process (GO): protein deglycation, glyoxal removal; guanine deglycation, glyoxal removal
Cellular component (GO): nucleus; cytosol
Molecular function (GO): protein deglycase activity
Source: RefSeq, a predicted model, not a curated record
CACCCGAGGCGGAAGCGCGGGGACUGGGCGCAGGCUCGGUGCGGGCGGCGCGCAUGCGUGCGUGCGGCCUGCUCUGCUAGUGUGACUGGGCCGGGCGCGGGGUUUGCUGCGGCGCUGACCGAAGCUUCGCGUGGGUGGAGGAGGCGCGGGUGCAGGUCUUUAAGGAUUAGAAAUGGCUUCCAAAAGAGCUCUGGUCAUCCUGGCUAAGGGUGCGGAGGAGAUGGAGACAGUGAUCCCCGUGGAUAUCAUGCGACGAGCCGGGAUUAAAGUCACUGUUGCAGGCCUGGCUGGGAAAGACCCCGUGCAGUGUAGCCGUGACGUAAUGAUUUGUCCUGAUACCAGUCUUGAAGAUGCAAAAAAGCAGGGACCAUACGAUGUGGUGGUUCUUCCAGGAGGCAAUCUGGGAGCACAGAAUUUAUCCGAGUCCCCUGUGGUGAAGGAGAUCCUGAAGGAGCAGGAGAGCAGGAAGGGCCUCAUAGCUGCCAUCUGUGCUGGUCCUACCGCUCUGUUGGCUCAUGAAAUAGGUUUUGGAAGCAAGGUUACAACGCACCCGGGGGCUAAGGACAAAAUGAUGAAUGGUAGCCACUACAGCUACUCAGAGAGCCGUGUGGAGAAGGAUGGCCUGAUCCUCACCAGCCGAGGGCCUGGGACCAGCUUCGAGUUUGCUCUGGCCAUCGUGGAGGCCCUCAGUGGCAAGGAGGCUGCUGACCAAGUGAAGGCACCGCUUAUUCUCAAGGACUAGAGCCCAAGCCCGGACCCCACGACUGAGGCCAUGGGAAGCCGUCCCUGUACGAGGCCCACGAGUGUGUGAAGUAGCCACCACACGGGGUCUCCCCUGAAGCCCGGGUCUGUACAUUUCUGAACAGGGCUAGUAGAAUAAAGUUUACCAGCUCCUGG